Podarcis lilfordi (Lilford's wall lizard) is the source of this 24347-nucleotide messenger RNA. The record is from the annotation of a GenBank genome assembly. Lineage: Eukaryota; Metazoa; Chordata; Lepidosauria; Squamata; Lacertidae.
AUGUCGGAAGGGGUCGACUCUCAGCCCGUGGCCCUGGGCGCCAGCCGAGUGGAGCUCAGAGUUUCCUGCUGGAGCCUGUCAGAGCGAGAAGAUGCCCUCAAACCCGACCCCUGCCUGGUCCUUCACCAGCUCAGCGCUGGACAAUGGAGCGAGGUACGUGCGCCGCUUUCGACUGGGCUGAUGACCUCUGAGGGUCGCUAUUUUCUUUUCUUUUUAAAAAUCAUUUUUAUUGAUUAAAAAACAUCCCGUUAAUAUAUCCAAUCAUAAUAAUCCAAAUAAAAUAAAAGACUAAGAUUAAAAAAAGACCAAAUUAUAAUUAUUGAUUUUUCGGAGCUCCCCAUAAUCUGGACCUCUGAAGCAUAUCUCCACAUCUCAGUUCUGCCUCUCCUUUUGUUGUUCCCAUAUUUUCCACAUCUCGAUUUUAACGCUUUAAAAUUCUCCGUCCCUGGUUCCACGAUUCUCAAUCAUGUCAAACAUCAUAUAUCCUUUCAUCCGUCGAAUACAGCUUUAUUUGUAUAUACAUAUUUUUCCAACUGCCUUUUUACCAGCGCAGCCUCCCUUGACUCCAUUCCAAUCCGGGAUGUUGUCCAAGUCUGUUAUCUGAAGUUUAAUGGCGCAGCAACUCCCAAUCAUUAAUUGUCCAAACCUUCCUUUUGAGCUUUAAUGAACCAGUACCUUCCACGUUCAAUUGUUGGGCAAAACUGCUUGCAAUAUUGCAGUGUAAAUAAACUGCAUUCCACAAAUAUCAGUCAUUUGGCGAUCGAUCAGCCUCCAGAGGCUGAUUGAGGGUCCCUGUUUUCCAGGGACGUCCCUGAUUUAGAGAAGCCGUCCCGGUUUCUGAUUUGAUCCCGGAAUGUCCCACUUUCCCUUAGGAUGUCCCUGUUUUCCUUGGAGGGUAUGGAGCUAUCUGACCCCAGAGCCGUCGGAAGGCAAACUAGUACAGAGAAGGUUUUUUGAAAUGCUUAAUGUUUUAUUAUGUUUUUUUAUAUAUUGGGAGCUGCCCAGAAGCUGGAUGGGGCAACCCAGUAAGACGUGUGGGGUAUAAAUAGUAAAAUUAUCGUGAUGGAAGGGGACGUCCCUAUUUUCGUCAGAGAAAUGUAUGUGAUGAGUGGGAACUGUAACACUUUGUUGCAGUGCGCAGGGCUUCCUGUUUAGACGUCUCUUUGUGCUUAAGGUUUCCCUCCCCCUUAAUAUUAUCUGCAAACCUUGUGGGGUUUCCCCCAGAUUCCCAAUUCUGGCUAUUGGUCACAGAAUCAUACAGUGGGAAGGGACCCUCAAAGGGCAUCUAGUCUGACCCGCUGCCAUGCCGGAAUCCUUUUUGCCCAAACAUGGGGCUUGAACCCACGACCCUGAGAUUAAGAGUGUCAUGAUCUACCGACUGAGCUAUCACAGAGUGCGAUGCUUUCGUUGAGAUUCCUGCAUUGCAGCGGGUCAGACUAGAUGACCCCCGGGGUUCCCUUCCAUCUCUGCAAUUCUAUGAUUUACAAUUCCUCACCUGUGCGUGGCUGAUGUUUCCGUUUGCCUACGCAUAAACUCCACACACGUCCACUCCGAUCUGCAAAACAGGCACUUUUGCAAGCCCCACAAAACAUUUAUUCCGUGGCUGCAGGAACGCCACGAGUACCGAUAGUAAUAAUAUUGAUUCAGAAGCGGCAGCCGGUGCAGAAUGCUGCAGCAAAAUUGCUGACAGGAGUGAGGCCUUGUCAGCAAACAGCACCUGUGCUCAGAGAUCUGCCGCUGGUAGCCGAUUUGCUACUUGGCCAAGUUCAAAGGAUUACUUUUAGGAUAUAAAACCCUUGAGAUCAGUUUACCUGGAAGAUCAACGAUCCCCCCCCCACUUGACCGUUUCAAUCUACAGGAUUGUUAUUGCUACAGGUGAAACAUCAGACCUGUUUCACACCUGUCAGAAAUCAAGAUUUUAGUGUGGCAGCACCUGUACUUCGGAACUCCUUGCCACUUGAUAUCCUGCAGGUGCCUUCCCUCAACUCUCUUCGGCACCUGCUAAAAACAUUUUUGUUUCAGCAAGCCUACGUGAAUAUUUAGAAUCCUGGUGUGUGCUUUCAUCUGAUUUUAACUUUUUAAAAGGUUUUUAAUAGUUUUAAACUGUUUUUGCAGAGAGGUUUGUUGUUUUCGUCAACUGCUUUGAGGCGUGUGGUUUUUUUCAACGAUCAAGAAGUGUACAAAUAUUAUGAAAUUAAUAAAAAUAAUAAUAUUGUCAGCAUCAUCUUGACCUUCUGCUUAUAAAGCACUCGGAGCAGAUUUCAUCAGAAAGAAAACCACAACAAGACAAAGUACAGCUUUAAAACAUUGUCGUCUGAAAGCAGGAAUUGAUUUGUAAAUAUCCCUUUUGAUCCUUUUUCACCCAUUAUGAUUAUAUCUGUAAUAUCAGCGAUUUGAAAAAUGGCAACACAGCAAAGAGAAGCAACGCCAUUUUCAAGAAGAGCAUUGGGAGGAAGUUGAUUACCUAUUGGGAUAAAAUGUACCCAUGGAUGAGUAUUUAAGUGAACAUUUUAGUACUGGGGAGAGGUAAUAGAUAGUUAACUCUUAUAGCAGUUUUAUUAUUUUAUUGCUUUUAAAAGCUGCCUUGAACUCCUUGGAGGAAAGAUGACACAAACAGGGAAUAAAUUCAAGUUAAAUCAGUUCAAAACGGCAGCUGAAUCUCAUGUUAACUGGCAACUGAAAAUUUCUGGCGAACUGGAAGAAUAGAGAUAUGAUUCUCUUAAUCAACGGCUUGACAAUAUGACAAUCUUGGCAAUAUAUGAACGCAAUAUAUAGACGCAGACUUUCUUUGGAUAAAUAUAGUGAUAUUUGGAACGACUAUACACAGAAUAUAUUAGGUUACUGAUAAAUAUAUCUGUACGAGGAUAAUAAGACCAGACAUAUCUGUAUACGAACGUACGGAAAUGUGAUUGUUUUUCUUUUGUUUCUAUUUUCAUUCGCUUUUUUCCUUUUUUAUCACUCUUUUGUUUUACGAAUGAAAUUCUUCUAAUAAAAUCUUAAUUUAACAACAACAACAAGAAGAAGCAGCUACGGAUUUUUAAAAAAUGGCUUUCCAUUUCUAGCUAAGAGCUUAUCCAAACUAACCUUCCCUCCACUCUUUCCAGGACGACCAGUGAUUUAAAGUUCUCUGCCCAAGCACUCCUCUUUUUGAACUCUAGACCAUGGGUAGGCAAACUAAGGCCCGGGGGCCGGAUCCGGCCCAGUCGCCUCCUAAAUCCGGCCCGUGGACGGUCCAGGAAUCAGCGUGUUUUUACCUGAGUAGAAUGUGUCCUUUUAUUUAAAAUGCAUCUCUGGGUGAUUUGUGGGGCCUGUCUGGUGUUUUUACAUGAGUAGAAUGUGUGCUUUUAUUGAAAAUGCAUCUGUGGGUUAUUUGUGGGGCAUAGGAAUUCGUUCUUUUUUCAAAAUAUAGUCCGGCCCCCCACAAGGUCUGAGGGACAGUGGACCGGCCCCCUGCUGAAAAAGUUUGCUGACCCCUGCUCUAGACCUUCCCCUGCGAAAACCUGCACAAAACCCCACACUUGGACACGAAGCGUCAGUGGGACAAAAGGAGAGAGGGGGAUAAGCCCUAUGUCAGCCUCUUCCAAUCUGAGGUUGAUGGGAUUUGUAGUCCAACACAUUGGAAAGGCCCUGGAAAACAUCAGAAGGUUUUCUAUUGGGAAUAGUACCAGGAAGUCUAAAGGCGGAAGACAAGACAGUCUUUUAUAUUUAUACGCAACAGUAGUGGCAAGGCUAUUGACUGCGAAAAAAUGGAAAAGUGGUAUUAUACCAACAAAAACAGAGUGGCUUGCCAAAUUAUUGGAGUGUUACAAUACUGUAUAUCCAAAACGUGGGAGAAAUUGGAAGGAUCUCAAAAGAGUAGACAGGGACUGGAAGGUGUUUAAAGGAUACUUGCAAAACCAUAUUGAAAAAUCAGAACUCCUAUUAGAAUAAACAAGUUCCGUUUUAAAUACUGAAAUACUAAAUAAGAUGGAUAACAAUGUGUAAUAGAAAAAGAAGCAGAAAAUUGGGUUAAUGGUGUGUGAAAGAAAGUAGUAGAAGUGGAAAGAAAUUGCAACUGAGUAGAUUGGAAGUCUAACACAAGGGUGGGGUGAGGGGUGAGGGGUGGUGGUGGGAAAGGGAAGUAUCUGUGGGAUUGAGUGUAGGUAUGUAUGAACAUUUUUAAAAAUUGUAUUAAAUGUAUGUUUAUAUAUUCGUAACAAGUGUGUAUUAAUGCUGAAUUAUUUUAAUAAUAAAAACUUUUUAAAAAGGAAAAGGAAAGGCCCUGGAUUGGCAGGAACUUGGUCUGAAGGUCAAUUCGUAGAAUCAAAGGAGCAUAGAAAGGCAGAGUUGGAAGGGCACCCCCAGAGCUCAUCUAGUCCAACCCGCUGCAAAACCUCCUCCCGAAACUCCCUCCUUUCCCCUUUCUGCCUCUCCUCCCAGGUGGGGCGCUCCGAGGUCCUCCGCGGCUCCCAAAACCCCGUCUUUGGCCAUGUCUUUGCCCUAGACUACUUCUUCGAAGAGAUGCAGAUAUUGAGGUUCGACGUCUACGACGCCGAUGGAGAGAGCGCCGAAGACGUGGGGUCCGAAACGGGGGUCCUUCUGGGCACCAUUGAGUGCACCUUAGGCCAGGUAAGGCUGGUUUGACCCCGUGGGGGGGAAUAAACCUUUCUCUCGCUGUAUUUUUGGGAAGUACAGGCCCAAACGUCAAUUUAUUAGGAUUUCUCCAAAGGGUUGUGGGUGGAUGGGUGGGGCAGGGACAGCAGGAGCAGCGAUGUCAUCCGCCGGGGGCGGCAGCACUCGGGAAACUCAUGGGCUUUGCUUGCUCCGGCAACCAAAUGCGGCGAUAAUGAGGCUUUCAAGUUUUGCGGCGUGGUUUGCUCGUUUCACUUUUAAAUAGGCAGCGUCGUUUCGUCCAGCCGAGGCACAAUCUACGUGCCCGAGGUUUUGAGAACGCCAAUAGUUAAAGAGCUGGUUUUCAAAACGUGUGUAAAGUUUAAUCAUUUCACUAUUUCGGAGCUAGAAUAAAUGAUUGAAAUAGUGUUCGACAUGUUGGAGCAGAGGCUUCAACAGGUGUUUGACUUGUUUUCCGUUCUGUUUAAAGCUUUCCGCUUUUCCUUCAGUUGCUAAACACAGAUAAUCCAUUUCCUGUUCUGAAAUUCCCAAUUCCCUUUCUGUAUAAUCAGUUACUAGUUCUACUUAUAUAUACUAAACUCCUCUCCCUCCCUCGGCUGUUAGCCGAACAAUAUUUAAGUUUUCCAAUACUUCCCUUACUAAAAUCUGAUCUAUUAGGCUUCUGGUCUCCCCAAGCCUUUGGAUAAAGGAUUCCUGCUGGAUUUAUGAUGCCUAAAGCUUGAUUUUGCUGACUUACUUCUAAAUAGUUUAAACAUUUUGGGGGGGGGCAGCUAAUGUAAUGUCCAGCUGAUUUCCUAGAAUAAACCCAGAAAGCUUUCUUCAUAUUUAAACUCUUCUUGGGAAUGUGGCUUGUAUUUUUAUGAACCGCCCUGAGAUCUGCGGAUGAUGGGCGGCGUACAGAUUUAAUAAAUAACAACAAUAACAAUUGCCCUUAGGCCCCGGAUGAAGUGCAGUGUGCCAGCCACUCAUGAGGACAAGAAAUUUGUUGGAUGACUUUAAAAGGAAAGUGGAAAUUUCCAGGGAGCUAAAUCGUAUGCUAGGUUUUGAACCCUGGGCAAGUUCUCUUCCCAUACGGCAUGGGCUCGUUUGUGGACCUGUUUAUUGAGCGUUCAUCCAGAUUUGCUUGUACGACAUUUGCAGGAACGUCAGAUGAUUCCAGCUAUUCAUUAAUCCCACAGUUUCCAAUGCAUUUUCCCAUCACUUUCGUUACUGCAAGAAGUCCGACGGUGGGAUAUUAAUAUUAAUAUUAACCAAUAUUAAUUCUACAAGCUGAAUUUGUUGGUAUACAAUCCGUGUCUCACCUGAAAACAGCAACAGUCUGGAAACCCCUGUAAUUUGGGACACGAAGACUCUUUCCACCUCCCUUUUCAUUCUUUAUUCUCCCUCCUUUCCUUUCUCAUCUCCUUCCUUCCUUCCCUCCUUCCUUCCCUCUCUUUCUCUUUCUCUUUCUCUUUCUCUUUCUCUUUCUCUCCUUCCUUCUACCGUCCUUCCUUCCCUCUCUCUUUCUCCCCUUCUCUUCAUCAGCCGAUGUGGAUUUUAAUUUGUUUAGUGUUUUUAACUUCGAUGUUUUAACGCAUUACGAAUCUUUCCUGAUUUUAUGGUUUUUAUCUUUUUCCGUAAACCGCUUUGGCCUAGCGGUGUAUACAUUUUAAACAAGCAAAUCGGCAAAUAAACAUGUCCCUUCCUUCCUUCCCCUGAAGCACAGUUAAUUCUCUGCCCUUCUUCCCUCCUUCCUCGCCUGCCUGCCUGCCUGCCUGUGACUCAACUGCCGGCUCCCCAGAUUGUCUCCCAAACCAAGGUCACAAAGCAGCUGCAGCUGACAAGUGGAGAGACUGUGGAGAAGUCAACCAUCACGGUACAGAAAUCGGUCGGUCGGGGGGUGUGGAUGGGAGGGGAGGAGGAGGGUGGGAGAGCCUGUUGAGGAACAAGGAAGGACGAAGACACUCAAAGGACAGGCAGGAGACAAAGAGCCAGGAGGGAGCCUCAUUUCCGUGGUUAAAAGUCAGCCUCGGAAUCUGUGGGUCGCAAGAGCGCUCCUGAGCAUGCACAGAGUGCAAUUGGCUACCUGGAGUCCGCUGGGGUUAGAAUGAUAGAAUCACAGGUUUGUAGAGUUCGAAGUGAUCUCAAGAUUCAUGUAGUCCAAACCCCUGCAAGGCAGGAAUCACAACAGUGCAAGAAUGGCAGAUGGUCACCCAACCUCUGCUUAAAAACCUCCAAGGCAGCAGAGCCCGCAACCUCCUGAGGCAGAUCGUUCCACUGUCAAUCAGCUCUUGCUGUCAGAAAGGGGCAGGGCUUCACUUAAGGUGUGACGUUUGUUUACCAGACUGGCCAACCUUGCAGGGGCGUUGCGAAGGAGAUUGGACCAGAACACUCGGGAAAUGCUGAAUGAUGAAUGCUUUGCCGUUGCUUUUCCAAGGACCUGGUUUUUUAAAAUAAUAAUAAUUUUUUAUUUAUACCUCCUUUCUUGCCAUUUCAAGCCAUUGGUUCGAGUCCUGCCAUCCAGAGCAGGAGAAAACAAGCUUGCUCCUUCCUCCAAGGGACGGCUCUUUAUAAUAAAUAUAAUAAUAAAUUUUUAUUUAUACUCCGCCCUUCCCGGUUCAGAAAACCGGGCUCAGGGUGGCUAACAACAAAUUUAAAACACUUAAUUAAUGCAACAAAAAACAGCAUAAAAUACAAUAUAAAACGUGAAUGACAAUAAAUUCAGAAUUCAAAAAUCAGUUUAGGGGGGAAAUCCAUCCAAUAAACAUUAGAUGAUCACCAGGGCUAGCUGGCUAAAUUAGUCCUAUCUGAGCCAGUGAGGAGACCAGGGGAGAAUUAGCUGUGGGAUCCCAGAGCGGGUAAUCUUCAUAAAAAGGGAGGGGGGAAGGAAGGGGAAUAAAAGAUCAGGCUAAGUUCAAAUUGAAAGCCAGGUGGAAUAGCUCUGUCUUACAAGCCCUGCGGAAGGAAGUUAAAUCCUGCAGGGCCCUGCUGUCAUGGGACAGAGCAUUCCACUAAGUCGGAGCCAUCACUGAGAAGGCCCUGGCCCUGGUGGAGGAUAGUCUGACUUCCUUAGGGCCCGGGACCUCUAAACUAUGAUUAUUCAUGGACCUUAAGGUCCUCUGCGGGGCAGACCAGGAGAGGCGGUCCCGUAAAUACGAGGGCCCUAAGCCACAAAGGGCUUUAAAGGUCAAAACCAGCACCUUAAACCUGACCCGAUACUCCACCGGGAGCCAGUGCAACUGGUAAAGCACUGGGUGAAUAUGCUCCCAUGGCAGGGACCGCGUGAGGAGCCUCGCUGCAGCAUUCUGCACCCUCCUGUCGAGAAACUAGGCAGUUCCCAGCCAACGCAGGACCCUGCUUUAUCCUGAACCAGACCACCAGACCAUUUAGCUCAAUGUUGGACACACUGACGUGACAGCAGGAUUUUUGGCAGGAGUCUGUCCCAGCCCUGCCUGCCGAUGCUGUUGGUUUUCGAACCCGGGACCCCCUGCAUUCACAGCAGAGGUUCUGCCCUUUAGCUACAGCAGUUUCUCUCCCCUCAGGAGGCCCAGGGAGCUAAAUUUCCUUGUUCCAGCGCACCAGGAGGGUUGCGCUUCCUACUGUGGGUCUGGCCAGCACAUCUGCAGUCGCCAGGCAGAACAUUCGCAUCGCCUCUCAUCCCCUCAGACACCAGCAAGUCCCCCCAGUUUAUCUAUUGAACAUUAAAACUAUAUAUUUUAAUGUUUCGAUGGGUUUUCCUUACUGCGUAUUUUAAUUAUGGGUGUCCCAGGCAUAGUCAGAGGGACGCAGGUGGCGCUGUGGGUUAAACCACAGAGCCUAGGACUUGCUGAUCAGAAGGUCGGGGGUUCGAAUCCCUGAGACGGGGUGAGCUCCCGUUGCUCGGUCCCUGCUCCUGCCAACAUAGCAGUUCGAAAGCACGUCAAGUGCAAGUAGAUAAAUAGGUACCGCUCCGGCGGGAAGGUAAACGGCGUUUCCGUGCGCUGCUCUGGUUUGCCAGAAGCGGCUUAAUCAUGCUGGCCACAUGACCCGGAAGCUGUACGCCGGCUCCCUCGGCCAAUAAAGCGAGAUGAGCACCGCAACCCCAGAGUCGGCCACGAUGACCUAAUGGUCAGGGGUGGGCGUAGUCAGGGGGCAGGAGGGCAGCUGGCGCCCUAGAUCAAGUAAGUAAAUAAAAACACUCAUCUAAAAGCAGAAAUUGCAGAAAGAUUUUGACAGAUUCUUCAGAGCGCUUGAGAGCAAAAGAAAGUGAUUUAAAAGAACUGUUGUUGAGACAUUUCGUUCCAAAUCUGCUAGAUGGAGCUGGACAGAGGUUAAUGACAGGGGGGUGUCCUGCCUCCCCACAACAUAAAAUAAAUCCUGGGCGUUGAAUACUUGUCAGAUUGGUUUUUAAACGUGGAAACUGUUCACCUGUCUUGGCAUUAAGUGGCGUGCACAUUAAUUCAGCUGUCGUUUGUCAAUAUGGGCAGGAAUGGAAUAUAGGAAUAUAAAUGAGUUGGGUGACUCUGGUGCCUUGAAGUCCGAAGGAGUUUUUGCCCUGGCUGCCUGGCCAUAACUUCAAUUUCCACCCAGUUUGCUUACUUACACGAGGCUUCUGGAAUCACCUGCUCUGAUUUCCAGAGCCAAGCUAGCCUGCUCAUGGUGUGCUUGUUUGUUUUGCAUUACGCUGAUAGCCUACCUUUCCCCAAGGAGAUCAUGGCUCCCCCUCCCUCAUUUCCCUCCUUUACAACACCCCUGCAAGGUAGGUUAGCUGAGAGAUAAUGACCGAUUAAAGGUCAGCCACUGAGUUCUGAACAUGGGUAUAUGGCGACUCUCCUAUAUUUAAGCACAGUCUAUGGGGAGGGGGAACAGGGCCAGUGCCAGGGGUUUGGGGGGGGGGGGCAUUUGGCACGCUGCAAGUUUUUUUAUAGUAGUCAGAAGGCCUGUGUUCAAGAAAACAGAAUGAAGGCUUUGAGAUGUUUAUCCACCUGGGACUUGUAUCGCCGCAGAUUGAAGCAGAGGAGGUCUCCAGAACCAACGAGUUUGUGCAACUGGAAUUUCAUGGGCAGGAGCUAGACGACAAGGUAAGUAAAAAGCAAAGUGCCAGCCUUGCAGGAAAAAAAAAGUGGUUUUUCGAGUUCCACAGAACUCUUCUUCGCUUUGAGGAAUGUAUUCAGUGGUCUGUGUUUGCCUGAGCUUGAGUCUGGACUAAGGAUUCUGAGGUCCCGUGUUCUGAUUGGACACAUGACGUCCAAUCGCAGAACAUUUCAGGAUUUGGGCCUCUGCCAUUGGCCCUUCAACUCUUGAGUCGUGAUUCGCAGUUUGGAAGUUUAGACAGCCAAUCACGUUGGGAGGGGGAGUGGCCCAGGCUUUCAAAAAUGUAUAUAGGCAGUUGCUUUGCCUCUGUUUCCCAGUAAUGUAGUUCAAUAAAGGUUCUUGCUGUUAUCACUGUGUUUUGCUUCGUGGGAACCCGCCUAGACUUCACUGGCGACAAGGAUGGGAUGCUAGGCUAGGUACGCAGCCCUGGCUAGCUUCCACAAGCUGAAAUCACCGCUGAGCUGAAAUCACAGACUGCAGCUAUAAGGCAGAUCACACAGAGCAGAGCUCUGUGGAACCCAGAAGCUGGCACCAUUUUUGAGGUGUUUGGGGUUGGUCCAAUAGACAGGAUUAUCUCAUCAAUCAUACAUUUCUAGAUGUGGAAGUAGAGAAAGGGGGAGAUUUGGUCGUCUGUUAGGUAUAUUUGCAUAAAGUCACACUAAAAUCCUGAUGAAUGUUCACGAGGACACUUUUUAAAAAAUCACAAACUGAAUUGAUGUGUUUACUGAUUUAAAUAAGCAUAAAGGAUAUUGCCUCCCCCCCCCCCCCCCGCUGCUGCCCUUGAUGUAUGCUGGACCAUGGAUCUUUUGAGCUAAUUCUUGAAACACUGUAAAGAAAACAUAAAGGAGAAAGAAAUAGUUAAGAUUAUCAGUAUGCCUCGUUACUGAGCUGCCUUAAGCUGGUUAUGUUAAUGACUCAGCCUCUACAUCCGCUUUCCUUCGUUUCAUUUUUCGUUUGUACUUUCAAAAAAAUUUUUUAAUAAAGACUUUAAAAAGAAAGAAAGAAAGCUGAUGUGGAAAUCUGGAGAAAUGAAUGUAAGACUGGGAAAAUGAGAAGCUGAUAGAAACUGAAAUUGACUGAUUAAGCCCCCCAUCCCUGGCAAAACAUCAGCUCUGCCCUGCCCCAUAGCAUUCAGACGACUGAACCCUCUCCCUGAUCCUUGUAGGAUUUCUUCAGCAAAUCCGAUCCUUUCCUGGAGAUCUAUAAGGUCAACAGCAACGAGAAAGAACACCUGGUCUGGAGGACAGAGGUGAGCUAUUAUGGGCUGCAUGGCGUGCUUGGCGGCAGAGGACUAAGGGGGAGUUUUAGGAACUGGCUGCUUUUAAUGAGGGGCUGGUUCUGUGCUCUAUAUGCAGUUUUAAUUCUAUUAAUGCUUAAUCAUUUUUUAAUCUCUCCCCCCCCCAUAUCUUUAGCUGUUCUUGUUUUAUCUUUAAGCUGCCUUGAGUUCCUGUCAGGGGAAAAGGCAUGGUGUGUGUGUGUGUGUUUAUAUAUAUAUAGGGACGCGGGUGGCGCUAUAGUCUAAGCCACUGAACCUCUUGGGCUUGCCGAUCUGAAGGCCGGCAGUUCGAAUCCCCACGACAGGGUGAGCUCAGGUUGCUGUGUCCCAGCUCUUGCCAACCUAGCAGUUCGAAAGCACGUCGAAGUGCAAGUAGAUAAAUAGGUACCGCUCCGGCGGGAAGGUAAACGGCGUUUCCAUGCGCUCCGGCACUCGUCAAGGUCUUCUGUGCGCCAGUAGCAGUUUAGUCCUGCUGGCUACAUGACCCGGAAAACUGUCUGUGGACAAAUGCCGGACCCCUCGGCCUGAAAGUGAGAUGAGCGCCACAAACCCAUAGUCAGAGAAUCAUAGAAUCAUAGAAUCAUAGAGUUGGAAGAGACCACAAGGGCCAUCGAGUCCAACCCCCUGCCAAGCAGGAAACACCAUCAGAGCACUCCUGACAUAUGGUUGUCAAGCCUCUGCUUAAAGACCUCCAAAGAAGGAGACUCCACCACACUCCUUGGCAGCAAAUUCCACUGUCGAACAGCUCUUACUGUCAGGAAGUUCUUCCUAAUGUUUAGGUGGAAUCUUCUUUCUUGUAGUUUGGAUCCAUUGCUCCGUGUCUGCUUCUCUGGAGCAGCAGAAAACAACCUUUCUCCCUCCUCUAUGUGACAUCCUUUUAUAUAUUUGAACAUGGCUAUCAUAUCACCCCUUAACCUCCUCUUCUCCAGGCUAAACAUGCCCAGCUCCCUUAGCCGUUCCUCAUAAGGCAUCGUUUCCAGGCCUUUGACCAUUUUGGUUGCCCUCCUCUGGACACGUUCCAGUUUGUCAGUGUCCUUCUUGAACUGUGGUGCCCAGAACUGGACACAGUACUCCAGGUGAGGUCUGACCAGAGCAGAAUACAGUGGCACUAUUACUUCCCUUGAUCUAGAUGCUAUACUCCUAUUGAUGCAGCCCAGAAUUGCAUUGGCUUUUUUAGCUGCCAGUCACCUUUGACUGGACUUAACCGUCCAGGGGUCCUUUACCUUUACCUUUACUGUGUGUGUGUGUGUGUGUGUGUGUGUGUGUGUGUAUUUCGAGAAGUAGGAAACUGAACACAAAGAAGUUGUUGAGCUUCUUCUUUUUUUAAAUAACUCCCCAAAAGGCACUUCCUGGUUCUGCUGGCAAAAACCCCGAUAUUUUUGAACCCCCCCCCCCCCCAAUUCCACCACUUGAAUCCUGGACAAUCCAAAAAUAUCUGGUUGUAUGUCAACCCUAUAAUACUGCAAUCAUCAUCUUCCGAUUCAUCCAUGGGCUGGGAAAAUGAAAUUGCACGUAAGGUGGAGAAGGAUGACUUGAAGGCAGGGUGUGUGUGAUAGGACCAUGAGGAGGAGAUGCUUUCAGGCAGCAGGAAAAGAUGUUUGGAUGUUUGGGUGGUCAAACCACUGAAGGCUAAUGGAUCCAUAUUAACCAGUUGCAUUGGCAUAAACAGAAUCUUUGCCAAAGACGGCAGCUGCCAGACAACCUUUGAAUCAGAAUUUAUUUUCCCACGCAAUCUGCCGCAGAGACACAGCCGCUGAGCUGAUCCACACAUAGCUUUGCCUCCCUCCCCUUUUAAAUAUGGGAAUAUAUAAGAUUAGGGACACAGGAAGUUGGCUGACCCUAAACCAGACCCUUUUGGUCCAUCUAGUUCAGUGUAGUUGACUCUGAUAGACAGCAGCCUUCUUAAGUAAGUUGGCAAACAUUUGCAAAACAAUAGCAGCAGCAGCAACACGGCUAAGGUUGUUGUUACUGGUGGUGCUGGUUUAUAUUAUCGCAGUUUGUCCUGCAGUUUCCCCACAAGGAUUUUCACCCAAGUAUUUAUUUUCUUUUACUUUACAAAAUCCACGUGCCUCUUGAUUGUAUUCAAACCUCUUAAGCAGUUUACAAGAAAUAUUAGAGGUUUCGAUCAAAAACAGUUAACAACACAUAGAGAGAUAAUUUAAAAUGAACAGCAAACAGUGUUUUAAUCAUGUUUUUUUUAAUGCUGCCCUGAGAUCUACGGGUGAAGGGCUGUAUACGAAACAAACAAACAAACAAAAGGGAUUGAAACUUGUCAACAUCUAUGUGUCUGGUUAGGUUUGCCUAGGCAAAAAUGUUUCUAAAAAAUACAGUGAAGGCCUCUGCUUGAUAUCAAUAAGCGGUGAGUUCCAUGGUGCUCAUUCCAGCACACAAAAAGGUUGAUUUCUUGCAACUGCAGAAUAAGUACCUUAUUUACUUGAGUCUAAGGCGCCAUCAAAUCUAAUGCAUGCCUCAAUUUUCAGAACCUUGAAACCAAAAAAGGAUUUGCUGGCGAACGCAAAUGUGGCAUCGAAUCUAAUGCGUGCCUUAAUUUACGCAUUGUAAUUUGGCCCCCCCAAAAGGUGUGCAUUACAUUUGAGUAAAUACAGUAUUUUUAGGGCUUGUAAAAGUGCCAGUUUUGCAGAUACGGUGUACAACAAUAAGGACUAGAAGAAACUUGGUACGUUCAAAAUGUUCAUGACAGUCACUCAGCAAGAUGAGAAGGCAGCAGAUAUAGUGCUUAAACAAGCCGCUUCAUGUAAGAUAAGAGUCUCAAGGUCCAAAACAAAACAUCCUGGCAAGGCUGGCUCAACACAACUCUCUGUGAAGGGUAUCCUGGAAUUUUGGUGCAGCCACCAAAAAGUCCCCGUCGCUUUAUGCUGCCCUGGACAGGGGAGUAGAAGUUUUUAGGGAGAGGAAGUUGUGCAAUGUGAGUGACUGGAGGGCGGGAACAACUUUGGUACCAGUUUGUGAGUCUACUUGAUUUUUGUGCAUUUCCCUUCCCAUCAUACACCAGGUGGUGAAGAACAACCUGAGCCCUCAAUGGCAACCUUUCCGUGUCUCCCUGCAGUCCCUGUGCAGCUGCGAUCCGGGGAAAAGCAUCCGGGUGAGCUUCCUCUGGAGCGCGGGAACUCCAGGAGAGUCAAAGGGGUGGGGGCGGGGGUUAGGGCAGGGGGUCAAGGACCUACGGGGAAACAGGGGCACAUUGGGACCCAGGCACCCAGGGUAAAAAUAAUGUUAUUUUUAUUUUUAUUAUAUUUAUAUAGGGUUGUAAUAGGGGUGGCAUAUUUCAAAAAGUAAAAUUCCUGACACCCGUUGAGCUUUUUUGGGGAAACCAUGGCAUUCGGGUUUUCCCUGACAUUUUACCAAUUCCUCCUUGAUGCCAGUUUUAUGCCCGAAAACCAGGACUUGUCAGGAGUUUUCCUGAUUUAUGGCAAGCCUAGGCUAUAAGGUGGCAUGGCGUUGUAUACUACCCUGGGAUAUUUUGAUGAAGUGAAGCAUAUAAAUUUAAUAAAUAAUAAUAAGUUGUUAUAAUAAUAAUAAAUAAUGGCUGGACUUUCUCUGUGUGUGCAUGUUUCUGUGUGUUGCAUUCAUGAUUUCAGGUGUUGGGACAGGUAUAAAUAAAAUUCUUAUCCUUCUUCUUCUUCUUCUUCUUCUUCUUCUUCUUCUUCUUCUUCUUCUUCCCCCCAUCUUAAGCACACUUCCCCAGGGGAUUAGAACCCAUUGAACUUAAGUCCAUAUGCUUAGGAACGUUUGCGUAAACUUGGCUGAGCAAAGAGCAUUCAAAUAAAAUUAAAUUAACAUGUUCGCAUUCCGUCAGUACAGUGGUACCUCGGGUUAAGAACUUAAUUCCUUCCGGAGGUCCGUUCUUAACCUGAAACUGUUCUUAACCUGAAGCACCACUUUAGCUAAUGGGGCCUCACACUGCCGCCACACGAUUUAUGUUCUCAUCCUGAAGCAAAGUUCUUAACCCGAGGUACUAUUUCUGGGUUAGCGGAGUCUGUAACCUUAAGCGUAUGUAACCUGAAGCGUCUGUAACCCGAGGUACCACUGUAUUGUGGAAACCUUUUCUUCUGGGAUUAGAAGCCACAGGCAAUUGGAACAGACAGUUUCAAUCAUUCUGGGUCUCGCAUCCGGAUUUCCCACAAUACUGAUGGGACUUGAACUUGUUUGUUGUAUUUUAUUUUUUGUGGGGGGGGGCAGACAAACCCCAGGAGCAGGUAUCCCCAGGGCGCCUGGUUCCCAUUCCCAGCCUCUCACCUGCUUUCUCCUCCUCUCCUCCUAGUGCAUCAUCUACGACCACGACUCCAGCGGAAAGCACGACUACAUCGGCGAGUUCAGCACCACUUUCCAGGAAAUGCUUCAGGCUUCCUCAGGGGAUGAGGUAGUUUGAACGGUCAGCCGGGAAUGAUGCCCCGGGGGGUGGGGCGGCGAGGAAAGCGGAGAAGAGCGAGGACAGGCCUCGCGUGAAAACAGAACUCGGUGACGGCCCCUUAGUUAUGGGAGGGGGCGUGUCCUGUGCGAGAGGGAGGCCACGCCCACUUUGGGGCACGCCCACUGCUGAUAUGCGGCAGGUGAGCUGUGGCUGAAUGGGGUCCCCCAUCCCAAGAAGGCCAGCCAACUGUGGGUUUAAGCCUUGAAGUCUAACAUGUGGGAUGUGAAACACAAGAGCAAUCAAUUACAACAUUCAUGUUUAGACAUGGGGAGGGAUGUUUGUCCAGCCAGCAGGUAAACUUCCUGGGACAGACUUCCUCCACAUGUGACUAGAGGUGGGUGUGGCCUCACCUGUGCAGGUACUGACAAAAGCACAGGGCAGGGCAGCCAUCUCUCUCUCUUUCACCACAUGCUUCGAAGAAGCAACAUCUGCUAAGCUAAAGAUGCCCUCUUGGCUCCCAGCCAAGAGAAGAGAAAGGGACUAUCUUCUUAUAAGAUAGAAUCCAAAUGUAUAUUACUUAACUAAGUUUAAGUCCGCCUUCUGAGAUCUGAUGUGAACAGAAUGUCAGUAAACUCUUUUUAUACUUAUGUAAAGGACUGUGUCGUUUCUUCUAUUUUAAGAGGGAAUAAAGGGGAAAUUACCAGAGUGAUUAUUAUAGAGGCUUAAGCAAGCCUGAGCAAACGCUGCCGUCGCAAACCUAAAAUAAAGGGGAAUGUUUUACUCUGCUGAUACUGGGAACUUAUUAACACAAGUUGGAUAAGGAUAUAAUCAGUCAAUAUAUCCUCUCUUGCAUCCCUGAACAUUCCCACAUAACACCUGUACUGGCGAAUGCCGGAAUCCAGGAAUCUUUGACCGCAGGAAUCUUCCCAGUCCUUUUCUCCUUGCCCCCAAUAAUCCUGGAAAGUGUGUGUUUUUUUGGCGAGAAUGACGCAAAGGCACGCAACAGAGGUCGAUCAAAACCGUGGUUUGGAGGAGAGAGACUGGUUGGCGUGUAGGUGCGCAAACAUCUGCCUUCUGUACGGCUGGGAUAUUACUGUGCAAAGGCCAGAGUCGUGGUGGUUGCUCCGCCCCUUUCAUUCUGGCCCCGCCCCCUCUGCCCCUGGCCCCGCCCCCCUAUGGCAAGUGCCUCUGCCGUUCUUUUUUUUUUAAUGGCAUUGAUGAAGUGCUCUGCCGCUCUUGGCCCAGAAGUUCGCCCUGGCUUAGCUGCCGAGUUUGACUGCGCCGGAAGCAUCUGUUCCCUCCUUUGGCACAAUGGGUCAAUGCGUCUGGCUGUUAACCAGAAGGCUGGUGGUUCGAGCCCACCCGGGAACGGCUGUGGGCAGGAUUCAUGCAUUAUUCUACAUUAUUCUACAUUUGAUAGGGAGCCGCCCAGAGUGGCUGGGGAGACUCAGCCAGAUGGGCAGGGUAUAAAUAAAAAAUUAUUAUUGUUGUUAUUAUUAUUAUUAUAUUCUGCCUGCUUCGCCAGCUCGAGGAGCAGAGCAGUGGCCUCUGUGAGCCCCUGGAUGGAUCCAGCAAAGCUCUCCUUUGACUCUGGUGGUCUUGUGUAAUAAUAAUAAUAAUAAUAAUAAUAAUAAUAAUUAAUAAUAAUAAUAAUUUAUUAUUUAUACCCCACCCAUCUGGCUGGGUUUCCCCAGCCACUCUGGGCUGCUUCCAGCAAAGUAUUAAAAUACAGUAGUCUGUUAAACAUUAAAAGCUUCCCUAAAGAGGCCUGCCUUCAGAUGUCAUGCGGUGCUCAGACAACCCUGUCUCCUUCUCUCCCGGCAGGUGAAAUGGGAAUGUAUUAACCAUAAAUAUCAAGAAAAGAAAAAGCAUUACAAGAACUCCGGGUAUAUCGUCCUCGCUCAGUGCAAGGUAAGUCAGCAGUCCAGAGGUCGUCAUGAUUGUGUCGCACAGACAAUCUAGGGAAUUGUUGUUGGCGUCUGUCUGUUCCGAGAGACAAUGGAGUGUGCCUCUGGGGGUGAAGUCAAGCUGCUGUGUUGCAACACCAAAGUGACCUCCUUGGGGUGCAAGCCUGGGCAGUGUGGCUGGAGGUCCUGGGCUGCCCAGAUGACAGGACCCCCCUCUCAGCCUGGCUGAUGUGGUCCAAUGGAAAGCAGAGCAAGAUGUUUGGCACCAGCUUGGCUGCAGGAGUUGCCGGAAGGAGGCGUACAAAGCGCCAUCCAACCGUCUUAGGGACUCCAUUCCGGAUCUGAGUAGGGUUUACUCCUUAGCCCUUUCAUCUGUAGAUAUCCCACAAGAAGUGGAGGUUUAGGAUCAGAGUUUUCCUUCUCCUAGAUGGGCUCCCUUUCCAGGUGGGCGGCCGCCAUCUGCCCCUCACUUCCCUCUACAAGAAGAAACCACCUUUUUUAAAAAAAAUAAUUAUUAUUUAAUCAUUUUUUCAAUACAAACAACAACCACAAAAAACACAUACAACAAAAACCACAAGAACACAAUUUAACAUAGAAACCACCUUCUUGACCAUGGGUAGGCAAACUAAGGCCCGGGGGCUGGAUCCGGCCCAAUCGCCUUCUCAGUCUGGCCACGGACGGUCCAGGAAGCAGCGUGUUUUUACAUGAGUAGAAUGUGUCCUUUUAUUUAAAAUGCCUCUCUGGGUUAUUUGUGGGGCAUAGAAAUUUGUUCAUUUCCCCUCCCAAAAUAUAGUCCGGCCCCCCCACAAGGUCUGAGGGACAGUGGACCGGCCCCCUGCUGAAAAAGUUUGCUGACCCUUGUUCUUGACCUUCGGACCCACUUUUGGUCGCCUCCACUCAACCAAUUUUUGCAUGCAGAGGAUGUGGUCUAGGGAAUAUUGAGCAUUCGAAAACAACUCCCCCCCCCCCCAAAAAAACCAGGCAAUUGCCUUUGAAGUUCUUAAGCUGGGAGGCGCUUAAUUAGUGCAAAGCGAUUAAAGCCUUUGGUGAUGCUCUUGAGAACCUCAGUGAUUGCAAACCUUGCCCUCUUCCUAAAACUGUUUUCAGGAACAGAUCAGUCAAGUUGCUGGUUAUUUUUUGGGUGGGCGGCUGCUGGAGCCUCAAUGCAGAACCGGGGAUUGCUUCAUCCGGCAAGGCAAAGGAGCUGGACCUUUGGGGUUCCAUCACUCCCAUCUAAACGAUAUAUUUUUCAGAAGAUGCUUGAAAGAAGGCAAGGAUAGUUUCUGCAAAACUUCUACUGGCAGGGAGUUCCACAGGGCAGGAUCUGCCAUACUGAGUCCCUAGGGAAGACUGACCAAACCUCAGGGGUAUGAGGGGGGAGCCACCAGAAAUUGAGGGAAUUUGAAUAUGGCUGACAGUAUUCCUUUCCCCCCUUUCCCCUUUGCAGAUGGAGAAAGUUCACACCUUCCUGGAUUACAUCAUGGGUGGUUUACAAAUUUCCUUCACGGUAAGAAAAAGAGAAUUAUGAAUUUGGUAAUAUUAUUGUUUAUGAAAAGUAUUUUUUCCCCUUUUGUCUUUUUGUUGUUGUUUGCAUUUUGGAAACAUGUACAGUGGUACCUCAGGUUACAUACGCUUUAGGUUAUAGACUCCGCUAACCCAGAAAUAGUGCUUCAGGUUAAGAACUUUGCUUCAGGGUGAGAACAGAAAAUGCGCAGUGGCAGCGGGAGGCCCCAUUAGCUAAAGUGGUGCUUCAGGUUAAGAACAGUUUCAGGUUAAGUACGGACCUCCGGAACGAAUUAAGUACUUAACCUGAGAUACCACUGUAUAUAAAUGUGUUUAUAGUGUUAAAAAAAUGGGGGGGGGGGAGAAAAAAAAAGGAAAAAGAGAAUUAGUGGGCAAAAGACCUCAGGAGGGCCAAGAGGGGGUGAACAACUCAGGGAAGAUCUACCUUGGUGUAAGGCGCGUUCCUUCACAAGUUACCUUCAAUGAGUGUGCAUUGUGUGCAUCUUCGUGCACAAUGUUCACCAGAGCGCAGGAUCUGUGUGUCCGUUUACACCGCAGCCGAGCUGCAUAAAUCGACAAUGUUGCACUUCUCUUUGUACUUCUCUGGAUUUUGGGGUGCUGUUCUCUGAUCAAGUAGCGUGAGGGGAAGCGCAGGUUAGGGAGCGGCCGUCUCAAACCUCCCCCGGCGAGCUCGUUGGCAAAACGGGGGUGCGACCCCGGAUUUUGUCAAGAGGACACCGUAACCCCGGUGCCCCCCGCUCUGCUUUCUCGCUCGCCCAGGUGGCCAUCGACUUCACAGCCUCCAACGGAGACCCGCGGAGCGAACACUCCCUGCACUUCAUCAACCCCAAGGAGCCCAACGAAUACCUGAAGACCUUGUCUUCCGUGGGCGAGAUCUGCCAGGACUAUGACAGGUACCGUUUGCGCUCUGCACGCGGGCAGGAAGGUAUGCCGCUCGUUCCUCAGUGACCCAGAUUUUUCUCUUCCAGCGACAAGCAGUUCCCGGCAUUUGGCUUUGGCGCACGGAUUCCUCCAGACUUUGAGGUAAACCCCGGGGGAUUCUGGGAUCAGAUUAGACGGGGCUGGCGGUGAGUCAUCCAUCCUCUUCUGUUCUCCCUCGGCGACCUUUUCCUCCUCCUUUGUCUUUUCCUAGGUGUCUCACGAUUUCGCCAUCAACUUUGAGCCGGACAACCCGGAAUGUGAAAGUACGAAGCUCAGAUGCAUUUAGGAAAGGCGGAUGAUUUAUAGCCUUUCUCAACAGGGGGAUAUUUUAGGGCAGAGGUUGAGAUUGAAAACCUGGGGCUUUUGAGGGAUCGGGGUGUGGGAAGGAAUGGAUUGACACUGGAGAGGAAGAAAGCUCCAGAGGCCUUAAGAAAUAAAACAGGGAUGUUCCCAGGUCCUUUGUGGGGAGUCUUUUAAACAUAGCACGUGUACAGAGCCUCUGUUGCAAAGACUUGGGCGAGGAUAGGCCAUCGUUUUCCAACCUGACACCCGCCCAUGAUCUGACAUGGUUGCCCCAGCCACUGUGGGCGGCUUCCAACGUAUAUAAAAAACAUAAUUAAACAUUAAAAGAAACUUCCCUCUACAGAGCUGCCUUCAGAUGUCUUCUAAAGGUUGCAUAGUUACAUAUCUCCUUGGCUCGGGGGUCAGAUAACUGCCUAUAAUUUUCUCCAGUGAAAAUAGGGACGUCAUAACGAAAAGCGGGACAUUCUAGGAUCGAUCAGAAACUGGGACGGCUUCUGUAAAUCCAGACUGUCCUUGGAAAAUAGGGGCACUUGGAGGGUCUGGGACCUGCGCCAAAUGCAUAAUGCGCCUGGUGCCUAGUUAAUUUUGAACACUGUUUGGCCACUAUGAGAAAAGGAUUCUGGAAUAGGUGAUCCAGCAGGCUGUUCUCACAUUCGUGGUAUAGAAGCAUUUCUGUCACCUGAGCUCCUUGAUUUCCUGUCCAUUCGUCCCCCACAGGAAUCGCUGGCGUGAUUGAGGCCUACAAACGCUGCCUGCCCCAGAUCCAGCUCUAUGGCCCAACCAACGUCGCCCCCAUCAUCAACAAGGUGGCAGCUCCUGCAGCUGAGGAGGAGAAAACAGGGCUGCCAACGGUACGUGAAGAUGCGCCGGGGGGCAUUGGGGCAGGAAUAUUUGGAUGCGGGCGGCGCUGUGGUCUAAACCACUGAGCCUCUUGGGCUUGCCAAUCAGAAGGUCGGCAGUUCGAAUCCCUGUGACGGGGUGAGCUCCUGUUGCUCUGUCCCAGCUCCUGCCAACCUAGCAGUUCGAAAGCAUGCCAGUGCAAGUAGAUAAAUAGAUACCUCUGAGGCAGGAAGGUAAACGGCGUUUCCGUGCGCUCUGGUUUCCGUCACAGUGUCCCAUUGUGCCAGAGGCGGUUUAGUCCUGCUGGCCACACAACCUGGAAAGCAGUCUGUGGACAAACGCCGGCUCCCUUGGCCUGAAAGUGAGAUGAGUGCCACAACCCCAUAGACACCUUUGACUGGACUUAACCGUCCAGGGGUCCUUUACCUUUACCUUUACAGUGGUACCUCAGGUUACAGACGCUUCAGGUUACAGACGCUUCAGGUUACAGACGCUUCAGGUUACAUAUUCUUCUAACCCAGAAAUAGUACCUCGGGUUAAGAACUUUGCUUCAGGAUGAGAACAGAAAUGGUGCAGCGGUGGUAUGGUGGCAGCGGAAGGCCCCAUUAGCUAAAGUGGUACCUCAGGUUAAGAACACUUUCAGGUUAAGAACGGACCUCCGGAACGAAUUAAGUUCUUAACCUGAGGUACCACUGUAUUUGGAGCAGAGGGAAGUGGCUCAGCCAGGGGAGGCUCUGGCUGAGUUUGGGCCUGGGUCCAACCCCGUCGCCUCUCUCUCUCCGCAGAAGUACCGUGUGCUGCUGAUUCUGACAGACGGCGUGGUGAGCGACAUGCCUGAGGCGUGUGACGCCGUGGUCCGGGCCUCCCGCCUUCCCCUCUCCAUCAUCAUCGUGGGCAUUGGCAACGCUGACUUCUCCGACAUGCGAGAGCUCAAUGGGGACCGCGGGAUGCUGGAGUCCGACGAGGGCCGGGCCGUCCGCGACAUUGUCCAGUUUGUGCCACUCCGUGAAUUCAAGAAGGUGAGGGAGCCUCCCUGGAGACUUCAGGACGCAGAUAUAAAAAGAGGUCCUUCUUUGCGUGGUUAGACUAUGGAACUAGCUGCCAAAAGAGGCAGUGACAGCCACCAACCUAGAUAGCUUUUUUUAUAUAUAUAAUAUUUUUUAUUACUUUUAACAUAUACAUUAUAAAAUGUACCAGAAAACUUAUCACUUAUACAAUCUUUUUAGACUUCCAUCAGCACCUCUGAUGAUCCGCCGUUUUAACCACUUCUUAUGCAUUUCACAGCGGGUGGCGCUGUGGGUUAAGCCACAGAGCUAGGGCUUGCUGAUCAGAAGGUUGGUGGUUCGAAUCCCUGCGACAGGGUGAGCUCGCGUUGCUCGGUCCCUGCUCCUGCCAACCUAGCAGUUCGAAAGCACGUCAAAGUGCAAGUAGAUAAAUAGGUACCGCUCUGGCGGGAACGUUAACGGCGUUUCCGUGUGCUGCUCUGGUUCGCCAGAAGCGGCUUAGUCAUGCUGGCCACGUGACCCGGAAGCUGUACACCAGCUCCCUCGGCCAGUAAAGCGAGAUGAGCGCUGCAACCCCAGAGUUGUUCGCGACUGGACUUAUCUGUCAGGGAUCCUUUAACUUUACCUGCCUGCCAGGGCCCAGUGGGAGUGUCUCUCGCAGAGUUCUCUGUAGCAAACUUGCAGGAAAACUCUGUGAGCUUCAGCCCCUGUCGUGUGCCCUAUCUAGCAAGGCACAGACUGCUGGUUUGACUGCAUUUUUAAAUAUAUUUUUCCCUUGUCUAGGCUCCACCCAACGCUCUGGCCAAGUGUGUUCUGGCUGAGGUACCCAAACAGGUGGUGGAAUACUAUGGCAGCAAAGGCAUCGCCCCGGCAACACAGAGGUCCUCUUCCCCUCUGCCCCAGUGAGACCCACGCACACCUUUCCCCCCAUGGGCAUGGUCUGUCCAGCACCUUAAUGUGAGUUUCCCGAAAGGGGGUGUGCGGGGGCAGGAAGCAGAUGGAGAUAACGGAGACAUGGGAAAGAUGGAGAUUGAUGGGAGAGUGGGAGGGUGUUGACAGGAGGAAGAAGACGACGGAAGCUUUGAUCCACAGAUGGGCUGAGAGAUGAGAUUCGGUGAAAAUGACAAAAUGGGCCCAAGCGCUUGAAUUUCAACAAGCGGGGGGGGCGGGUGGUGGUGGAUGGGUCCUGGGUUCAAAUCCCCCCCUAUAGCCAGGAACACUACCUCGCAGGCUUGCAGUGAGUGGAGAAUGAGGCAGCAACUACACAAGCUCAUUUAUUUUAUUUAUUACAUUUAUAUUACAUUUAUAUUAUAAGGGACGCGGGUGGCGCUGUGGUCUAAACCACAGAGCCUAGGGUUUGCUGAUCAGAAGGUCGGCGGUUCGAAUCCCCACGACGGGGUGAGCUCCUGUUGCUCGGUCCCUGCUCCUGCCAACCUAGCAGUUCGAAAGCACGUCAAAGUGCAAGUAGAUAAAUAGGUACCGCUCCGGCGGGAAGGUAAACGGCGUUUCUGUGCGCUGCUCUGGUUCGCCAGAAGCGGCUUAGUCCUGCUGGCCACGUGACCCGGAAGCAGUACCCCGGCUCCCUCGGCCAGUAAAGCGAGAUGAGCGCCGCAACCCCAGAGUCGGCCGCGACUGGACCUAACAGUCAGGGGUCCCUUUGCCUUUACCUUUACGAUCUUUUCCAAGGAUCUUGAGGUCAUGUACAUGGUUUUCCUCCUCCGCAUUUCAGCCCCACAACAACCCUGUGAGGUAGGUCAGGCUAAAGAGACGGUGACUGGCCCAAGGCCACACCCAGUGAGCGUUGUGGCCAUAGCUGUCAACUUUUCCCCUUUCUUGCGAGGAAUCCUAUUCGGAAUAAGGGAAUUUCCCUUAAAAAAGGGGAAACGUUGACAGCUAUGAUUGUGGCUGAGUGGAGAUUUGAACCCGUUACUCGAUCCGUUACACCGCGCCGGCUCUCCUUUGAGGAAGGGUGGGAGAUCAGCCUGACCAAUCAAAACCAGAGGGUCUUUGGGGAGGCGGUGACAAAAUGGCAGGUAUGUCCCAAGAUGGCUGCCUUUGAAUUGGGGACCGCUAUCAGUUGGCGGACGACUGGAACGCCAGACGGGAGGCGAGUUCUAGAGAUGGGUGGGCUGUUUCGUCAUCCCCUGUUUCUUCUUGCGUACAUGAUGCCUCUGAUGCAAGCAAUGUGCCGUCCUGCAGCAAUCAUGGCCACUGGUGGAAGUGGGGCAGCGUAUUUUCCCACAAUGCCUCAGAACGAAGCGCUGGGGAGGGGGUGCAAAAUGGUGUCCGCAGGCAGGAGGGCACCCAUGGAAAAGGGGGCCUACUGUAUGUCCCCUCCAGCUGAAGACUCCCUGAAACCUGGACCUGCCCCCUGGAGGGGGUAGCUAUAACGUGGGCCCCCUUUUUUGAGACAUGCGCGCAGACAUGCGCUCACCUGGGCUGACAGAUUCUCUCCUUUCUUCCCCUCCUCUCUUUCUCCGCGCAGGUGCCUGUUUCUCUUUCCCCACACCUUUGUCUUCCAGCCCUCGGUCCUGUAG